This is a messenger RNA of Mytilus californianus (California mussel), 4152 nucleotides long. RefSeq lists its product as uncharacterized. The transcript is spliced from 16 exons. Gene Ontology annotation, cellular component: extrinsic component of cytoplasmic side of plasma membrane. NCBI's taxonomy places the organism in Eukaryota, Metazoa, Mollusca, Bivalvia, Mytilida, Mytilidae. Bases 142 to 3987 code for a protein of 1281 amino acids. Gene Ontology annotation, biological process: cell surface receptor protein tyrosine kinase signaling pathway; protein phosphorylation; cell differentiation. Gene Ontology annotation, molecular function: ATP binding; non-membrane spanning protein tyrosine kinase activity; signaling receptor binding. The record is from RefSeq and is a predicted model, not a curated record.
CGCAUCAUUGAUUAUAUGGGUAGGCUACUAAGUCAUAUACCUUUUAAAUGAAAAACCUGUGACCUUACCUUUAUAUUGAACAUUUGGAUGAUACAUGUAUCAUCAACGGAUUUUAAUGAUUAAACAGGACUGCAGUAAAUAAUGGCUGAUAAGUACGAAGAUGAGAUGCCAUAUGCUGAAGUGGGAUCACCGACUCGUCAACUUUAUAUUAAUAUUCCUGCACGACAAGAAAAACAUUCUGUGGCACCACCCUUGCCACCCAGAAGACAAACCACCUUGCCAAAGUCAUCAGAAGACAUCAAAUACAACAAUACAACUAGCGUACUUAGAGACCGGCAUGAUUCCAGAGGUCAUUUAACUGAUUCUCAGCCGAAUCUGCAUAGCAACAAUUUAAGCUUAAAUCGCUCUUUCGGGUCAACGGCUUCCGUACACACCGUAAACGAUAUAUCAACAUUUCCAAGGAGAGGGUUUCAAAGCAAUGGUGGAUCCCCAGAAACCAACUGUAGCCGUAUAUAUUAUAGCAUUAAUUCUUCAUCUGGGGGAUUAAAUCGCGUUCCUUCAGAAUAUCAACUGUUUUCAGAUCUACCGAUAUCAAGGGGAUUUCAAAAUACCACAACCAACCAUUUUGUGUCUACAAAAAGGUUAGAAUCAGAUGAAAAUAUUUCUGGGAUAUUCGUGAAAGACUCUUUGCACUUCCCAUCCGAAAACUGGUCACAAACAAUUGACGAAUUGAUUGCCCUAUACAUAGAACUUGAAAUGGAGGAUUCCCGUAAACAGGACUUUAAGAGGCAUAUUGUAACUCGAGUAUUGCCGCGACUGAGACGCACUGAUAUUGCAGGAAUGACGAAGCUCUUGCACAUAGGUAGUAAAAACAUCACAGAAAUUGUAGUUCCUGUAUUAAUUGAAGAAACGAUAGAAAUAGAUUUACGAUCUGUGAAUGUAGUAACUUUGUAUCAAGCAUUUAAUUCAGUGGUCGAAGUCUUCACCAAUUCAUCUCUCGAUCUUCUUUUGGUUUUAUUCAAUUUAGCAUCAAUUAUUCGAAUGAAAUAUAAUGAAAAUCAAAAACCUCAGAGAAAAAAUAUUUGCAAAAAAUGCCUGGACAGGUGUAAAUCUCUUAGCUCGUUCAAAAUGUGCAAUUCGAUGAAUGCACUGAAGUUGUUUACUGAACAGUUUAAAUCAUCAACGAAAUGGGAACUUCCUAGGAGCAAUACAGAAGGAGGAAAAAGUUUACAGACGAUGAAUUUUGUAGACCUGUAUUCAUAUUUGUAUGGGCUCUUAAACAAGAUAUUCCUUUCUGUUAAGACUACAGAUAAUAAGUAUGUGGAUGAACUGAAGCGUACUACUGCACAUCUUGUUGAAAAGAAGCACAAGCCUCAAUCAGAUAGUGGUACUAUACAGGAAAUAACAUUAAGAUUAAUAACUACUGCUUGUUUUCUUCUUCUCAAAAAUGAUGCCUACCUGGAACUACAAUCAGAAGAAACAACCGAAGGAUUGUUUACUGUUUUAGAUUUAAUUUUGAUGAAUUCAAAUGUUUUACAAGAAACAAGAAUUUCAUUGAUGACAGUUUUAGAACCGUUGUUGUUAGUUGAAAACAAGAAAACUAUUACACGAAUCUUGCAAUUAUUUAUUAAAAAUCACCAAACAUCAGUCCCUAUAUCCAGACUUGUGCAACAAUACAUUAGCAAGGAGCUUUUACAUGCAGGAAUUAAAAUUUCAGAUUAUUCUUGUUUAAACGAAAUAGUCCCAACAUGGUUAACUACAAAAGGAGUACUGAGUUAUAAUGAAAAAGAAAUACUUCUCCAUUGUUUGAUGCCAACACUAUCAUGCUUGUGUAAUGGAAAAAUUACUGAAUACAAAACGGAAGCAGACCAACAGGAAAGAAAUUUUCAUCUUAACAAUUUGCGGAUACUUACAUAUCUGCAAGAUGGGAAAACUCAUAACUCUGUAAUACAACUAUUGGCAUAUCAGUUUCAACCACUACCAUUAUUUUACAUCACAGAACGCAUGUCCUCAUUGACUCUUAACGAGUUUCUUUUACGAAAAAGGAAACAAUCAAAAUGGCAGCCUAACAAAAUGUUAACGUCAUUAGUGUUGGAAAUUGUUGAUGUGGUUAUUUUCCUUAAAGACAGAGGUAUCAUUCACCGGGAUCUUACAAGUCAUGCAUUUAGAAUAUGUGAUGGUGGCCAAAGAAUCGUUUUACAUGAUUUCUCAAUAGCAUUAAUGCUUGAAGGAAAGGAUUUCAUACAAGCCGACGACAACCAUUUAAUUCCCACCUUAUGGUCAGCUCCGGAGAGCAUAUUGGAAGACAAAUACAAUGUAAAGUCAGACGCAUGGAUGGUUGGCCAUUUAUUGUAUGAAAUUUUUACACAUGGAUGCCAGCCGUAUACAGAGAUGUACACAUUCGGUAUUGACAAGGUUCUUUCCUAUGUUGUUUUCCAUAACCUUCAACCAAAGCAGUGGCAAUGUAUUCCUAAGUGCAUCUUUGAAUUAAUCAUCGCAUUGUUACAACGGAACCCAGAAGACAGGUGCGAUCUAUCUGAGAUACAAAAUAAACUAAAAGAGACGAUAGAUAUGUAUAGCAGUCAAGUAGGAUCGAAACGUAGGCAUCAUUCCCUCCGACAUGAAGAGGAUACAUUAUAUCCAAGUAUAGAUCCAAAACAGGACAUUCCAAUGCGAGGAAUACCUCAACUUUUUCUGCAGAUGAAAAAACAGACCAUUACCAGAUCCGAUCACUUAUACAACGCAUACACGAACCUUAAAAUUGAAGAAAGAAGAAGCCAAAUAACAGAAAUACAGAUUCAGAUCUCUGAGCUAACUGCACCAGACAGACCACGUGUGAACAUUGAGGAUAACCAUAUUCAUGUUCGAGAGCCUGUAACAACUAAUCUUAUAGACAAAAUUAGAUCACAUUUGGAAUCAGAUACUUUUAACAACGUACUGAAAAUGAAAUAUUGUCCAACAUGGACAAAAACAGAUGGACAGAGUGACACAUACCUUCUUGAUUAUAGUAUGGACUGCAGAACAAGUGUUAUGGAAAUAGCAAACUCAAGACAUUUCGGGGAUCCAUCUAAUGAUAUUGUUAAAAAGAAAAACAUUGAAUUAAUUCUUAAAAUGGUGAAGUUCGUUAUGGAAAUGAACAGUUGUUCGUGGAUUCUUGGAUCAGUUCGAUGUGCCGAUAUGUACCUGUCUAAUGAAAAUGAUCAGGUUGUUAUGGCUAGAUUAGGGAGAAUGUUAUGGUUUGACCGAUCCGGAUUAGAAGAUGAUUAUGUGAUUGCUAGUCAAGAUUGUACAGAUAAUAUGAGAUGGUGUCCAGUAGAAGUGCUGCAAUUCAAACAGUACUCAUUUGCAUCAGACGUGUACUCACUAGCUAUGACCAUCUACGAGUUUUUCAUGACUUUGUCUGUUAACCAAAGAGAUCCAAUGGCAGGAGAAUUGGAAUCAGCGCCUUUUCCAUACGUGGCUUUGGAGGAUUUGCGUGACCACCUAUUCAGAGAUGGAAAGCCAGACCAGCCAGAGGCCUGCCCAGAGUGGUUGUAUGUACAAAUGUGUCGGUGUUGGAGUAAGGACAAGGACAAACGUCCUACCUGUGAACAACUCUUUAAUAUCAUAGAAAAACAUUUACGAUCGGAAGAAAAUGUCUCAGAACAAGAUCAGUAUGACAUGAUACCAGAACAGAAAGACAAUAAUGAUCAAUACGAAGACAUUAUAGAAAACGGCGCUACAAAUAUUGCGAAUCUUGCUGUUAGUGAAAUGGAAGGGGAUAAUAUACAUUACCAAAGUAUUCCUUUUGAUUGUGUUAAUAGUGAUAGUGAUUCUGAUGAAAAUGAAAUUGUACUACAAAAACAACAACAAAAGAAAACUAAAGCAAUAUAUCCAAAGGCUGAUGCAAACACAACAGAUGGCAUGGAAUAUGGUUUUGUUAGAAAUACGGACAACGAGUCGGAAUCUACUAGAGUUAAUAGUGUGGUAUUCUCAUUGGACAUAUGAAUCUCCGUUUUACUUUGUAUCAGUUUAAAUCUUACUACUGUUGAAGUCAUAUUAAAAAAAAGUGUGGCUCCUAUUUAAAUCAGAAAAUUUUAGAUUUAGAUUUCUCCAGAUUUAACUUCUUAUUGAAAAUUAUUAGUUAUCUAAAUAAAUAUUAUUUUGUCCUGA